Molecule: messenger RNA, 4380 nt
Organism: Silurus meridionalis
Lineage: Eukaryota; Metazoa; Chordata; Actinopteri; Siluriformes; Siluridae
Gene: yes1
Product: YES proto-oncogene 1, Src family tyrosine kinase
Exons: 12
Coding region: 498-2141 (547 amino acids)
Biological process (GO): protein phosphorylation; cell differentiation; innate immune response
Cellular component (GO): extrinsic component of cytoplasmic side of plasma membrane
Molecular function (GO): ATP binding; non-membrane spanning protein tyrosine kinase activity; signaling receptor binding
Source: RefSeq, a predicted model, not a curated record
AAGGGGACAGGGAGCGGUUUGGCUCUCAGCCAUCGGUGCAAGUUGAUUCAAGCGGGCCAGUGGGAGAAAAAAAAGGAAAAGGGAAAAAGAAAAAAAAGAGGCGUCCGGGUUGUGGGAAGAGCUCCCAGUUCACCAGUCUGCCUUUUUGUCAUCCUCGCGUAGCCAUGCGAUCUCUACCGGUUCCGGUUUAAAGGUUUUUUUUUCCCCCCUCUCUAUCUCUGUUUGGUCUCCAUUUCUCCUCUUGUGUUAGUGACGCGACCGGAUUUAUAUAACGGAUCCCAUAAGCAGGAACAAUAACAGUCAGUUUGGGGUUGAUUAUUAUGUGAAGCAUGGGAGAGACACGGCGCCUGGCUGGGAUUUUAAUUGUCUAGCAAAGCAAGUUGCACUUUUUCCCUGUUUUUUUCCCCUCCCCUCCAUAUCCUGAGUGUCCCGAGUGUGUGGAAGUCGUUGGAGACGUAUGAAAAUAAAGGAAGACACGUUUGCGUGAAGGCUUCAUAAUGGGCUGUGUCAAGAGUAAAGAAGACAAAGGACCAUCGCUAAAGUACCGACCAGAUGCUCCUAACCCUACCCCUGUUCCCACCCACAUGGGCCACUACGGGCCAGACCCCACCCAGAUGGGCCAAUCACCUGCUCUCAAGGGUCCCAACAGCAGCUACAACAGCCAUGCCUCUACCAUCACUCCAUUUGGUGGCUCCUCAUCCACCAUCACACCUUUCGGAGGAGCUGCUUCUUCUUUCUCCACAGUGGCCGUGAGCAACCCCUUCCCUGGUGGCGUCACAGGUGGUGUGACAUUUUUUGUGGCCUUAUAUGACUAUGAAGCCAGGACAUCUGAUGACCUCUCAUUUAAAAAAGGCGAUCGAUUUCAGAUCAUCAACAACACAGAGGGAGACUGGUGGGAAGCUCGUUCCAUCAACACAGGCAAGAAGGGCUACAUUCCCAGCAAUUAUGUGGCCCCCGCUGACUCCAUCCAGGCUGAAGAAUGGUACUUUGGGAAAAUGGGACGCAAAGAUGCUGAGCGACUCUUACUGGUUCCUGGAAACCAGCGAGGAACGUUCUUGGUCAGGGAGAGCGAGACAACGAAAGGAGCCUACUCUCUUUCCAUACGUGACUGGGAUGACAUGAAGGGCGACAAUGUGAAGCACUACAAAAUCCGCAAGCUUGAUAACGGCGGCUACUACAUCACUACAAGAGCCCAGUUUGAGACACUGCAGAAACUGGUCAAACAUUACACAGAGCAUUCAGACGGACUCUGUUACAGGCUCACUACAGUCUGUCCGACUGUGAAGCCCCAAACUCAGGGCCUGGCUAAAGAUGCUUGGGAGAUCCCGCGUGAAUCACUUCGCCUGGAACUCAAACUGGGCCAAGGUUGCUUCGGAGAGGUCUGGAUGGGCACUUGGAAUGGUACUACUAAGGUGGCGAUUAAGACGCUGAAACCCGGCACAAUGUCCCCAGAGGCCUUCCUUCAGGAAGCACAGAUCAUGAAGAAGCUCAGGCAUGACAAGCUUGUGCCUCUGUAUGCCGUCGUGUCUGAGGAACCCAUUUACAUAGUGACCGAGUACAUGGGCAAAGGGAGUUUGCUGGAUUUCCUGAAGGAAGGCGAUGGCAAAUAUCUCAAACUUCCCCAGCUAGUGGACAUGGCAGCACAGAUUGCUGAUGGCAUGGCCUUCAUCGAGAGGAUGAAUUACAUCCACAGAGACCUGCGGGCAGCCAACAUCCUAGUGGGAGAAAACCUGGUUUGCAAGAUUGCCGAUUUUGGCCUGGCCAGGCUGAUUGAGGAUAACGAAUACACUGCAAGACAAGGGGCCAAGUUCCCCAUUAAAUGGACAGCACCCGAGGCAGCGCUCUAUGGCCGCUUCACCAUCAAAUCGGAUGUCUGGUCUUUCGGUAUCCUGCUGACCGAGCUUGUCACCAAGGGCAGAGUGCCAUACCCAGGCAUGGUGAACAGGGAGGUUCUGGAGCAGGUAGAGAGGGGAUACCGGAUGCCAUGUCCUCAAGGCUGCCCUGAGUCGCUGCAUGAGAUGAUGCGUCUGUGCUGGAAGAAAGACCCCGAUGAGCGACCCACUUUCGAGUACAUCCAGUCUUUCUUGGAGGACUACUUCACUGCCACCGAGCCGCAGUACCAGCCGGGAGACAACCUGUAGAGCCGUCUGCCUGGUCCCAAACCAGCUUGCUGCUUCCUCCCCGAAACCACCCGUGCACACUUCCCAUUCCUCCGACAUCUCUCUUUAUUUCGUUGUAUGUGCAGUAACACCUUUUUGGUUUUUUUUUCCUCCCAUUAACCGUCUGUUGAGUUCAAGAUGAUUUCUGAGGUGAAGUUCGGUAGGGAAGCAAGCAUGUCUGUUUGGACCAGAGAUGUGCUGCAGACAGAGAAAGGACCGUAGUGCUGAUUGCGUAAAUGUUUUUUCCGUUUUCUUUUUUUCUUCUUCUUUGUUUUUAGUUUCCACACAUUUUUUUCUGACCGUUUUAAAAUCAAGAAUUGUUUUCUUUUCGUUGUCAUCAUCAUGAUUUUUACUUUACGUUUCAUUUCGUUUUUUUUUCAUUAAUUUCAAUAGUUUGUUUAAAAAAAAGUGACCAAUAACUGUGGUUGAAAUGCGAUGGUAUCGUUUAAGACUGUUGGUGAUGCUGAGGAGAGAUGGCGAGAGAUAAUGGAAUGGGGGGAGGGGGGGAUAUAUGCCAUUAUGAAUGUAUGAGUAGAGUGUAUGGAUGGGCAAAGAAAGAGAUUGACUUUGUAAGUAAAAAAAAAAUAGCAAUGGGGAAGAUUUUUAUGAACGAAUUAUUAUUUUUUUUUUAAUAGUCUGUUAUGACUUCAUCCAUCAUGAUUUAUAUUUGUAAUAUUCUCUUGGAGCCAGCCAAAAAAAAAAAAACAAUUUCAAUAGUGCACUAACCAAUACAAUACAACAGCCAAGUGCCAGUUCUGGGAAAACCUGCAUAUCAUUUGUUCACAUGAUAUGCGUACUAAACUUUUCAUUGUUUUAACCGAGUAUGCAUUUUAGAACCGUGACACUACACCGAGCUUGAUGGACAUGUAUUCCGACCACGAAUUAUAUAACGGACAUCAUUUCGUGACUCGCAAGUAAAACAGCGCAGCCCUGAAUUUUAAAUCUACACAAAAAUGGGAACGAUUAUAGCAGUGUUAUGAUUCUGAUUCGCCACAAAUCAGUACAAAGACCUUUUUAUCCUAUGAUGAAUCAUUUUUACCCGUAUAGGGAUGGUCUCUUUUUCAGGAUUCACAGGGCAUCAGACUCUCUGAAUAAUUUAACGAGGAUGGAAAUAAUGGCGCAGCCUUCGCGCACUCGCGUUCCCAAUUCGGUUGAAGACCUACGAGAGGUUUUUGAGCGAGGUGUUAGACAAGCCUCUGUACAGCUCUCCAUCAAAAGCGAUGUUCAGUACCGUUUCGGAGACUCGUCGAUGCUUUUCACGUGGUUCGUGGUGGUCUGGAAUCUGAUUAGUUCACCUGAUUUAAUUUUUUAUUGCAUUUCAUUAUUACAGCAGCCUUCAGAAUGCCAUUUCAAACCCAAUUAGCUCUUCAGCUUCAUAUAUGUUGAAGGAGGAUGUUUGUUUUUUUUUGUUUGUUUUUUUUAGUGCCAUGACAACAGCAAAGUUCAUUUCACGGAGAAGUAAAAGCCCUACAUUUCAUAUUGGAACAGAGUUUUUUGCAUUUGUAUCGUUGAGAUACAUUUUUUGACUCCCCCACAUCUGUUUGUCAUGUCCCUGAUGUUUUGUGGCUGCUGUAUCACUUACUGUAACCCCCCCAGCCCACCCACCCCAGAAGGCUAUAUUUACAAUUAUAAUGGAAAGAGAUUAUGGACGCUGCCGCACUUGCCUUCACAACAGAACAGAGAUUUUUUACAAUGUUACUUCAACACUUGGAGUAGGAUUUUUCUCAUUUCAAACCAUCAGUUUGAUGAAAUAAUAAUAAUAAAAAAAUAUUGUGUGUUUUCAACAAAUAAAACUGGUCUCAUCUUAACAAUCCAUUACCUCAGUAACAGAUUUGACAGAGUAAUGCUGUAUGGAGUUGUUUCGUGGUUGUUUGACGUAGGUUUAAAUGCACUUCAUGUGAAUCGAACACUAGCAUUGAGCGAGUAAAGAGGUCUUACCUUUUGUUCUUCUGUGCCAUUAUCCUUUUGUUUUUCGGUCUCAAGAGGUUUUGUCAUAAAAACGAAAGCCUCCUCCCCUCCCUUUUCCCAGGAAUCUGUGUUUUUUUCAAAGGGCUAUGGACCGGUUUGAUGGAUCUCUUUUGUUCUUUCACAGAGACUUUUGACAAAAGAGAACCGAUAUGCUUUGGCUUAAACGGUUUAAAGCAGAGAAUGGAGGUGGUGGCAACAAAUUACUAACCUGAAUAAUUUGUACAGUAAAAAAAAAAUAAAGUUGUACGUAAUG